Knipowitschia caucasica is the source of this 216-nucleotide messenger RNA. The record is from the annotation of a GenBank genome assembly. NCBI's taxonomy places the organism in Eukaryota, Metazoa, Chordata, Actinopteri, Gobiiformes, Gobiidae.
AUGCCCCCCGAGCCGGAUACAUGUAGCAGUGUCCCUCGUUCUCGCGGGGUGACAACCUGCUGUACAGACAUCCAAGACGAGACUAAUUGCCAGCGGAAAAAGCAGAGAAGACCCUUGUCUGAGAUUCGGACCGUGAGGGAGCGGGCUCCCACGAGUCCAUCUGGGGAAGGUAUUGGCGAAUGGAGAGAGCUUAAAGAAAGGUGGCGCAGAUUGUAG